Molecule: messenger RNA, 610 nt
Organism: Caenorhabditis auriculariae
Lineage: Eukaryota; Metazoa; Nematoda; Chromadorea; Rhabditida; Rhabditidae
Source: the annotation of a GenBank genome assembly
AUGUCAAAGGUAAAGUGAGAAACUACGCUUGAUUUUAUUAAUGGUUUAGUUGCAGAACAAUAGACGACAAGAAAGCGGAUGGAUGUUCCUGCGCCGUUCGACCGACGCGCAAGCCGAGUUCACUCAGCCGGCGAUCGACCAGCAGCGCCCGAUGAAGCAGUCUCCAUCCAGAUGCGAAGGAAGUUGGGCCCGGUACAGGGAUCGGUCAGACCAUCGAGCAAGGUGAGUUACAGGCAUAAUCUCAAUUGCAUGAUAGGGGUGUGAAAAAUCGAUAAAAUUCACAAUGAGCCAUUAUGGAGAGGCUAACAUUCUUGAUAAGGCAUUUUGGUUCAAACCCAAUGAAGACAAUGACUCACAAAAAACUGAAAAUUCGGAGUGGUGCCUCUCAGACAGCGCCUCUGGAAUAUCGAUGACAGAGGGCGGGCUGGCUGAUUGUGAUUUCAAUCUGAAAAUAUAAACAGCCAGCCCGCCCUCUGUCACCGAUAUUCCAGAGGCUCUGUCUGAGAGGUUAGUUCAUUUUCAAUUAUUCUUCCAAGAUCUCAGAAUGUUCAGGCCAAAGACAAAGUUUCAAAUGAUUUUGUGCGGCUCGGAAGGAUGCUCCGAUGAAUGA